Molecule: messenger RNA, 3286 nt
Organism: Limanda limanda (common dab)
Lineage: Eukaryota; Metazoa; Chordata; Actinopteri; Pleuronectiformes; Pleuronectidae
Gene: nudcd3
Product: NudC domain containing 3
Exons: 6
Coding region: 142-1203 (353 amino acids)
Biological process (GO): protein folding
Cellular component (GO): cytoplasm
Source: RefSeq, a predicted model, not a curated record
GAAGGAGGAACACAGUCGUUAAGAAACGUCGACCAGACCCGCGCCACUUGUUUAUUUCUCCUUUUAACCUUUAACGUCUUUUGUUUUUCCACAUACAUUGUUGGUAGAAACACCUAAUCGAUUAAAACGUCGGAAGCCGCGAUGGCGUCGCCGCUGGAGAUGACGGAGAUGUACGACAACGCUCUGCUGGGAAUCCUGCAGCAUGUUGGAAACAUCCAGGACUUUCUUCAGAUCUAUUUUGGGUUUUUGUAUCGCAAAACGGACUUUUAUCGCCUGCUGUCCGGUCCCAGCGACAAGAUGGGCUUCCCCCCCGGUGUGGCGGAGAAGAUGGUGCUCAAGACAUUUAAGCUGUUUGGGAAGGUGGCAGAUCAGGACCGAGAGAGACAGUUGAGCGAGGUGCAGAAGAGAGCGGAGAGUCGCUGUGUUCCUCAAUCAGUUCAGGAGCUGGAGGUCGCCACUGAGCCUCAGGAGGAGACCGAGGUGCAGAGCGCCACGGCAGAACAGACGGAGAGCUCCCCGUUGGAUGCCGGACAUGUUUCAGCCCCGGCAGCCUCAGAAGCAACAGCUCCAGAGCCGGUCGCCCAGGCAGACCAUGCAGCAGCAUCCAGCACAAACUCAGCACAGCAGAGUCAGGAGAAAUUUCAGUGUGAUCCCGACAGUUACAACGGGGCCGUGAGGGAAAACUAUAGCUGGUCUCAGGACUACACUGACGUGGAGGUCCGCGUGUUUGUGCCAAAGACAGUUGUUAAAGGCAAACAGGUCAGCGUUAGUCUGCAGACAAGCAGCAUGCGAGUGUGUGUGAGGGACGGAGCCAAGGAGGAAACGCUGAUGGAGGGAGAAUUCAUGCACAAGAUCAACGUAGAAAACACUCUGUGGAGCCUGGAACCUGGGAGCUGUGUGGUCCUGUCCCUCAACAAGACCUCAGAGGUUUGGUGGAACGCCGUGUUGAAAGGUGAGAAGGAGAUCGACAUCAACGAAAUUAACCGUGAACGCUCCAUGGCAUCGGUUGACGAGGACGAGCACGCCGUGUUGGACAGACUCACGUUCGACUACCAUCAGAAGCUGCAGGGCAAGCCACAGAGUCAUGAAAUGAAAGUGCACGAUAUGCUGAAGAAGGGCUGGGACGCUGAAGGCUCUCCCUUCAGAGGGCAGGAUUUCGACCCGUCCAUGUUCGACAUCCCACCCAACGCGGUGCAGUUCUGAGACACAGCCAAAUAUCAGCCAAGUUUGAACUGGAUCCUAGUUUAUUUAUAGAAGUGCUUGUAGUAAAGACAUUUACCUGCUGGUCUGCUGUGUUGGAGGUUUGUCCUUAACUCUAAGAGCAGAACUGAAGCUGCCUAUUGUGACGAGGACUUUUUAUUAUACGAAACCUGAUAAUUAUGUUGACUGUGCCCAAUCUACAGUGCCUUGUCUGCCCUACUGAGGUACUGUAUUCUUUUUUUUCCCAUUUCUAUUCUCAUGGCACUGCCCCAAACUACAUUGAAUCAUCUGUCAUUAUAACUGGUAGUCACUAUUAUUUCCAUCCUUCUCAAACUGAUGGGAGGAGAGCCCACCUCUGUCUUCUAUCUGAUCAGGAUGAUAAUAAUAAUAUAUCAGAUGAAGCUGUAUAAUGAAGAAUGGAGUAGUUUUAAUCUCUUAAUUGCAUCUGAACAUUUGAUAGGCUCGUUUUCUUUCGGGAUUGAAAAUAAAGCAAGAGUAAAUUGAAGUCCGUUUACCUACAGUAGAAUGUCUUGCGGCAGAUUAUUUUUUCCAUUUCAGCCAAUUUCCUCAUUUCAGCCCCGUUUAUAUAUUUAUACAUCAUUAAUAUUUUACAUUGAUUACACACAAAUAAAAUGAACUUUGAAAGAAAUUCUAAUUCUGAAUGUUCAGCCAAUGUAGGGUCAAUCUUCCAUGAUCGAUCCUCGAACACAUGAUCACUGAAGAGCUGCUCUUCAGACUGAUAUGUUCACUAUGCAGUGAGCAGGAGGAAGUGACUUGCUCGUGAAAACCCUUAGUUUACCAGGUUGUUAACGUUAACAAGUUAUUUAUUUUGAUCCAGAUCCUCGAUACUGACCUGAAGGCAUAGCUACCUAUAAGCCCUCAUCAACGGCUGCAGAGGUCUGCCAGUCGUGAUGAAUUCAGCUAGACAGUGCGUUUUUGCCUUGUUUGAGUCUUGAUUAACUAAAAUAAGGAACAAAAUAAGCAAUGACCAGUGGAAAGGCUCAUUAUAAAAAUUUGGGGGGAAAUGUUAAGCAGAAAUAAGUGUUAAGAGGUCGCUCGACGAUUACCUUGACGAAAUCCAUGGCAGGUCUCUUCAUGGUAAAACAAGAGCUUUAAAGACAGAUAGUUAUAGUAAAGGAGGGAAAGUAAAAGCCAAAGGCAUUUUUUACAACUGGACAACCGAUGUUCUGAAAAAGGUGAGCAUUAGCAAUUAACUACUAGAUGUUUUUUUACUCCAUAAUAAACUUAGGGAUUCCCUUUAAUGUAUGUCUGCUUAGACAACAGUGCCAAGGGGUUAGUGUUAGGUAAAGAGAGACUUGGAUUAAAGAAAACAAUUACAAAGAGAUACAUGAAACUAGAUCAACUGCCCUGGGACAGUAUGACUCCCAACAUCGGUGCAGUUUCAGUCUUCAUACAUUUUGUUUCCAGAUUAAGGUCACUAUGACCCUUGACCACUGAAAUCUAAUAAGUAUUUUUUUUACAAGUGACACCUGGGCAAAAUUUGAAGAAAUUCCCUGAAGUCAGUGUUGAGAUAUGAUCAAGAGGCUAGAGACAUUUUUUGUGAGGCCAGUUUGACUUUGUCGGUGUUAGUGAGCCUCAUGUUAGAUCCUCUGUCAGUUACUUAGAGGAGUUUUUGAUUGUUGUGUGUUACCAGCAGAGAUUUUUAUUUAUUUUCCUACUGACUUUUCCUAACAUGCCAUAUAAGUCUGAAGGAGUUAUUCAAGUGCUGGGGUUUCCUUUUUAGAUGGUACGCUAUCCAAGCACGAGCCACAUUUAAAAUUUCAUUUAAAGAAAAAACAAAAGAAGCAAAGGCAUUCUUAAGAUAAGACUCAAGGUUUUUUUAGGUCACCGUGAUGAAAUUUGUAAAACAAAAUCUAAUUAGGUGGUCUUUGAGUUUGAGUAAAAGUGGGUUCCAGAUUUGAAGAAAUUUCCUUGAGGUGUACAUAAGAUGUUCAAUUCUUGAGAUCAAAAACAUACUUUGUGAGGCCACAGUGACUUUUGACCUUUGGCUACUAAUAUCAAAUCAGUUCAUUGUUGAAUCGAGGUGAAUGUUUGUAACAAUUUUGAAUAAAUUCCCUCAAGGUUU